Papilio machaon (common yellow swallowtail) is the source of this 4035-nucleotide messenger RNA. RefSeq names its product tetratricopeptide repeat protein 17. Gene Ontology annotation, molecular function: protein binding. The record is from RefSeq and is a predicted model, not a curated record. Gene Ontology annotation, cellular component: actin cytoskeleton; cytoplasm. Gene Ontology annotation, biological process: actin filament polymerization. Bases 116 to 3538 code for a protein of 1140 amino acids. The transcript has 19 exons. NCBI's taxonomy places the organism in Eukaryota, Metazoa, Arthropoda, Insecta, Lepidoptera, Papilionidae.
AUAACUGUUCGUACGUGUUGUGAAUGUGAUAUAAAAGCGCCAGGUUUUAUGUUACCAGCCGGCUGUAUUAAAUAGAAUGAUAGUAUACCGUAUUAUCAUUAACUAAGAUAAACAAAUGAAAGUGACCAUGCUUAUUUUGAUUUUUAUUGUAUGCCCCCUGGAUGGCAUACAAGCAAAUACGCAUUGGAUGGUCACAGAAAGUGGCUUAAUUCAGCCAAGGGUUGAUUCUCCAUUUGAAUUGGCUCGACCAUACGAUCUGUUAGCUUUCUUAGAUCAAGAGACAUAUUGGAAUGAAAUCUUUGAUAUUUAUAAUGAUUUGUCGAAAAGACAAAUAUUGAUUGAUAAAUUAUGGAAUGAUGUGGAUAAAAACACAGAUAUUGGUUUGCUAGUUCUAUCUGAUAGAAAUUGUUUGAGAGCAGGGCAGCUCAAACAGUUGGAUUGGUAUGUGUCGUAUUCUGAUGAUGGUAGUUCUCGGAAUAUACCAGACUAUGUGUACCAAGUUACACGUCCACUGUUUACUUUGGAUCUACACGUCCCGGACUGCAAGAAAAUAUCAUCGUUAAUUUUUAGUAUGUCUACAUUUGAACAUUUAGAGAGCAUGAUUCAUAGAAAUAAUUUAACUAUGGUGGGAGAAGAGCAUUUACCUGAGAAGGUGGCACCCAUAAUGACUCUAGACCAGUUUGGUAACUGGGUAGCUCGUAUUCUUAAGAAGAAUAACACAUCAUGGCUGCAUUAUCACAUGGCUUCUAUGUAUUGGCGAGUGAGAGGUAAAGCUCCUAAGGCAAUUGAGUGCAGUCGCCGGGCUAUACAUUAUGCACCAAGAGAGUAUAAAGAUUUAGCGCUGUUAGGAUUGGGCACUAUACUACAUGUUAGUAAAAUGACUGAAGAUGCAGUGAUUGUAUUGAAUGCGGCAGUAGACCACAAUCCAAACUCUUACUUAAAUCACUUUCAUUUAGCGAAUGCUUAUGCGGUGCUCUGUGACUUUAAUAAUACAAGUAGACAUUUGAAUGACUGUCUAAAAUUAAAUCCUACUUUUGCUAUUGCUAUUAAACAUAGACAUGGUGCAAAUUGUCUAGGAAAUGUAUGGCAAAGGUUGAUAGUGGUAAAAAAAGCAUUAAAUCAGUUGCGUGACGAGCUUGUAACCUACAGACAAAAAGAGGUUCAAAUGCUCAAAUUACAAACAUCAAUACUAAAGUCAAUGAAAGUAAAUGAGGGACAUGAUUAUAUGAGUGUCGUGAAAAAUUGUGAGAAAAUGACAGAGUUAACUGGUCUCGAUAUAAAAACGCUUAAAGUUAGGAGUGAUAGGAAUUCACUCAUCAAGUAUUUUCUCGAUGGACCAAUAUACAAUGAUCUGUGGACGGAUAAAACCAGUUUACAUGUGAUUGAAGUAGCUUUUAGCCUGCAAAGAUUGGCCAGACAUAUUGACAAGCAUUCGAGUAUAGCUUCAGAACUAAUGGUACAGUCUGAUCUACUACGGUCAGCGGAACAUAGGGCUCUGAAGGAACAUUUGAUGCCAUCCUCAAUACCAGAAAUUACAAGUAAAGUAAAUUCAGAUUCGAAAGUAGAUGCAAAAGAAGAUACGAAAGUAGAUAAAAAACCUAUUAAUGUUGAAGAGGAGUUGAAUGUAUUUGAAGUUGGAGUGCAUUUGUUCCCACGAACUAUGAAGAUAAAUCGCAACGAAGAAGACUUUGACAAAGAUCCGGAAUGGCCAUCGAAAAGUUUUUGUAAAGAACAUGCACCAAAUUUUCCACAGAAUGUUGAAGCUAUAUAUCCUGUAUUUUUGCCGUUUGAAAACAAAGGCUUAAUGCUGGGUACAUUGCUAACUGAUAAGUUGGGAGUGCCGGCGUCUGAGGAACAUGAUCUGCCAUGGCACCCACCUACCUGCCCUCAUGACAAAGCCUCCGCAGCCUUCACACAGAAGAAAAAGAGUCAGUUGGUGGGUGAAGUGAACAGAACGGAUCAUGUGAAGCAGAAGUUGUUGGAAUACGCGGGUAACGGCAACAGCGACCUCGUACGUCACAUGCACGAAGCUGAAAUAGGCCAUAGGAUAUACGUCGCCAUGAAGAAGAGAUUGGCACCAAAAUGGAUUCUGUACACGUUAUCGUCACUGUACUGGCGAGCUCGUGAUAACAAUGUAAACGCACUGCAUUGUCUACUGACAGCCAGUAAAGGUGUGCCAGUACGAUACAAGGAUAUAGUGCUGGUCUCCUUGGCCUCCGUCUGCUUGGAGAUGGGAUACUUUGAUGAGGCUCUGACAGCAGCUGAGGAGGCUUUCAGACUUAGCUUGUAUGAACCGGCAACAAACUUUCUUUUAGCAGAAUUAAACAUGUUGAAGAAACAUCGACAUACUCACAUGUUUCAUUUGAAACAAGUUGUACGAGUUGACAAACAGUUCCUCGGGGGUAUUGCUAAAUAUGUAUUGUAUAGUUGGGGCUGUGUGCUGAAAGAGGCCAAUGAUUUGUCUGAUUUUGAUUAUGGUAAAAGCGACGUGUGCACGCAGCUGGAGCCGGGUGUGAACAUGGUGUGUGACAAGGAGGGCACUAACUGUCAUGUCACUAAUGUCAAAUGUCCCAGUCAUAUGGAGAAAGCGGAUAAAAGCGUAUUAGUUCGCUUACUGGAGCUAAAAGACGAGAGUAUAAGACAAGCGCACGUUGAUAAUGUAGACGAGGAUCUGUUCGAGCCGUUCAUAAAGAACAUGCCCAAAGACCGCGCCGACUUUCUGGGACAUCAGCUCAACUUGGACACCAUGAUGAUCACUAUAUCCAAUUCCCUCAAGGACUGCGGACCCAAAGGAUGUCACAAUGUGCAAGCAGAAGAAAUGUCUCUGAGGGAAGAAGACUGUACUUACCAUCACUUGCAGCUCGGCUACUGGCUUCACGUUGUUAGUUUCAAGCACCCAUUCUCUGAUCCUAAUUUGCGACUGUUGGAUAUAAUAUCACUGAGUCCAUCUAACAAGAAGGUCCCGGAAUGCCGGGUAAGUGGGGAUCCUGCGCGGGAUUACUUUCUGGAGCGAGUGAUGAGAGUGGACGACGAGCACUGGGAGCCUGUGCUCACACUCAUGCAUCAGUUUGCUGAACUCUUCAACUACUUUGACUACGUCACGUUAGGAGCCAAGAUAGCCAAGUAUUUAGAGAAUAAGCCGCGGUCGUGGGCGGGGGCGCUGUCGGCGGGGUGGUGGUGCGGCGCGAGCGGACGCGGCGAGUGCGCAGUGCGCUGUCUGGCCUCGGCGCUCUCGCUCGUGCCGCACGCGCACGCGCAUCACGUCUGGCGCGCCAUCGUCGCUCUGCUGCACACGCAAUCAAAACAAAGGGAUGCUAAGGACAUCGCAUACCUAUCAUUCUACCUUUCGCCGAAGAGCAAGGUUGAGGCUUUUCUGGUGGCUGUAUCACACACAUGCGUUGCGGAGUUCGAGCAGGCCGUGUGGAUGUACCGGUACGCACUGUCACACGACGAGAGAUACCUGCCGGCCAAGGCGUGUCUGCACGCCACCAUCUGUCUCAUGCUCUUUGGCGACAAUGCCAAAGAGCAAGCGGGAUAACUUCCAUAUACCAAAGAGUAAAACAUGUCGAGGCAACGGAAAAGUUCGUGUCGAAGUCAAAUAUAUUUUAAUAUUUGUCUGCAUUUAAAUCUGAUAUAGUAAUAAGUAGUUGUAAUAAUUGAAUGUCUGCUUAAUCGAUGUUGUCAGUCUACGGUUUUGGACGAAUUAAUAUUGUUUUUAACAGAUGUCGUAUUAAAUGAUUAAUGUCGGAACCCCGCGACUUCGUCAGCGUAGAAUUAAAAAAAUUUGCCUGUAAUAUGCCCGCCUGCAUCGGCUACUUUCCUGUCAAGUCCCUUCCAAAUUGGUCUAGACGUUCCAGAGAUUACCCGAAAUAAACGCGGCCUUUCAGAGAGAUAUACAGACACACAAAAACUUUAACCCAGGUUUCGUUAUCGGCUACACAAAUACGUCAUGUGUACGAAUUAUAUAUAUUUUUUUCGAUAUUAUAAACAGACAUUCCGAUUAUAUAUAUAUAGGUUUUGGAACGGGAUUCCAAA